Molecule: messenger RNA, 930 nt
Organism: Metarhizium robertsii ARSEF 23
Lineage: Eukaryota; Fungi; Ascomycota; Sordariomycetes; Hypocreales; Clavicipitaceae
Product: hscarg dehydrogenase
Exons: 1
Coding region: 1-930 (309 amino acids)
Source: RefSeq, a predicted model, not a curated record
AUGAGCAAACUCCUCGUGGUAUUCGGGGCCACAGGUAACCAGGGCGGGUCGGUCAUCAACUCGGUCCUCGACGAUGCGACUCUUCGCCAGGAAUACAAAAUCCGAGCAGUAACCCGCGACGCAUCCACGGCGGCAGCACAGCAUCUCCUGCAAAAGGACAUCGAGGUCGUCACAGGCAACGCCGACGACACACCAUCGGUCGAGAAAGCCCUCCAAGGCGCACACACAGUAUACUUUCUCACCGCCACCAUCUACGACAGCAUGCUGCAAGAGCGAGAGAUUUCGCAGGGUCGGCGUAUCGCCGAUGCCGCCGUGGCCGUGGGCGCAAAGUAUCUCAUCUUCAGCACGCUGCCCUCCAUCAAGGAGAACUCGGGCGGCAGGUAUAACAAGGGAGGGCAUUUCGACUGCAAAACCCAGGUCGAGAAAUACAUACGGACACUGCCGGUCAAGAGCGCCUUCUUCGCGCCGGGCUCCUUCAUGCAGAAUUUCGCAACAAACCUGCGGCCCAACGCCACCGACGAUGGCACCUACGUGCUCGCCACCGUUGCUUCUCCCGCCACAAAGUUGCCGCUCAUAGACAUCACCGAGACGGGCAAGUACGUCUCUGCGAUCUUGGCGAACCCGGACGCGUUUCAAGGCAAAACUCUCUGUGCGGCCACGGGGCUGUACACAAUGGAGGAAAUCGUGGGCAUCAUUAGCAGGAGUACCGGCAAGACUGUUGCUUACAGGCAGCUGCCGGAAGACGCGUUUCGGAAGUUCUUGCCUCCAGCCAUGGGGGAUUACAUUGUGCAUAUGCUGUUGUAUAUACAGGACUUUGGAUACUACGGCGAGAAUACGGAGGAGCUGGUGGCUUGGGCGGCGGGCCAGGCUCGGGGGAAGCUGCACAGUUUGGAGGACUACCUCGCGGAAAACCCGUUGGAGCUGAACUAG